Molecule: messenger RNA, 732 nt
Organism: Neltuma alba
Lineage: Eukaryota; Viridiplantae; Streptophyta; Magnoliopsida; Fabales; Fabaceae
Product: VQ motif-containing protein 1-like
Exons: 1
Coding region: 264-617 (117 amino acids)
Source: RefSeq, a predicted model, not a curated record
CACAUAACAACACGGCGACGGUCAACCGAGUUCAUCUUUAAGAUCAUUUUCAGGAGUUUUUUUCUUCCCUGUAAGUGUCAAGCCCACCAUAUCGAUCACCCUUUUCAAUCUUCUCUCUCAAAUAUUUAUAUAUAUUAAAAUAGAAACCCAACUCAUCAGAAGCAGCAACCAGAGAAGGAAAGGCGGCAACAGAGAAAACCCUAAAAAGUUACAGCGAAUCUACUUGCUGCUGAAUUCUGCAGUUUCUUCAAGUGUUUCUGAAGAUGAUGUCUGCAGGAAGAGGAUACAGUAAAAAGCCUGUGAAGAUUGUGAUAAUAAGUACACAGUAUGUUCAAACUGAUGCUGGGAGCUUCAAGUCGGUGGUUCAGAAGCUUACAGGGAAGGAUUCCCAUCAUCAUCAUCACCAUGUAGAAGAAGAACCUCCUCCUCCUCCUCCUCCUCCUUCUCGAAAAGAGGAUUCAAUAUUAUUAGAGCCCAAAGCUCAUCAGAGUCAUCAUGAGGUUUCUGGGGGUGGGAGUUCCCGCGUUUUUAUCAGAGACGUCUCCUUUAAGGAGUUCGAUAGAAUGUUCAGAGAGAUGCCACCAAUUCAUGAGAUCUGGUCUGGUUAUAAUCAGUAAUUCUUUUAUUUUGGUCCAAUUCAUUCUUAUUCUAUCAUUACAUGUCAUGAUGCAGAGAUCUAUAUUUUUCAUAUGUAUGAUUUUUAAUUCACUGAUAUAUAAUCUUUUGACGUAA